GGUCACCUUGCGCGGGCACGAGGCAAGGUCUUGUAAUAAUCGCAAAAAUCGAUCCGAUCCGCGGAUUUUAGAACUUGAACUCGUUCGUAGCCCGACGGUCGACGUCCAGUGUGAGUUACCGUAAUAUUGUGCGGAUUUCUGUGAUAUAUAUUUUAGUUUUUCAUAAAAAAACUAACAAAACUGCUUAACAAUGGGUGUACCCGCCGGUGAUGUAGAAAAAGGCAAGAAACUGUUUGUCCAAAGGUGCGCCCAGUGUCACACAGUGGAAGCGGGUGGCAAACACAAAGUGGGUCCUAACCUACAUGGACUUUUCGGAAGAAAAACUGGCCAAGCCGCCGGGUUUGCUUACACGGACGCCAACAAAGCGAAAGGUAUCACAUGGGGUAAAGACACUCUCUUCGAAUACUUGGAGAAUCCCAAAAAGUACAUCCCAGGAACCAAAAUGGUGUUCGCCGGCCUGAAAAAGCCGCAAGAGCGCGCAGACCUCAUCGCCUACCUGGAAGCCUCCACCAAGUAAAUCCAGUGUUACCAGUUCAGUGUUUUUCUAGGAAAAUUACAAUACCAGAGUUUUUCAAAAAAAAAAUUACUAUCCAGGAUAACGUUUUAGCUUAUCAAAGUAUUGUCAAUUUUCCCAUUCAUGACAUCCGCAUAAAUCAUCUUCAGUAGUAUUUCAAUGUGUACGAGGGUCGACAGUUUGAUCACGUGUCAGCGCUGCAUAUUGUCUGUACAAAUUAGCCAAUUUUUACUAUUUUAAGUAUUUAAUCACGAUUUAAAUUAUUUCUUAUUAAUUUAUAAGUGAAACGUCCCCAAGUGGUAAAUUAAUAAUAAAUCAAGUGUUAAUUUAUUUGUGAAAA
This is a messenger RNA of Anthonomus grandis grandis, 854 nucleotides long. Its product is annotated as cytochrome c-2. NCBI's taxonomy places the organism in Eukaryota, Metazoa, Arthropoda, Insecta, Coleoptera, Curculionidae. Gene Ontology annotation, biological process: mitochondrial electron transport, ubiquinol to cytochrome c; mitochondrial electron transport, cytochrome c to oxygen. The record is from RefSeq and is a predicted model, not a curated record. Bases 191 to 517 code for a protein of 108 amino acids. The transcript has 3 exons. Gene Ontology annotation, molecular function: heme binding; electron transfer activity. Gene Ontology annotation, cellular component: mitochondrial intermembrane space.